Pocillopora meandrina is the source of this 1071-nucleotide messenger RNA. The record is from the annotation of a GenBank genome assembly. Lineage: Eukaryota; Metazoa; Cnidaria; Anthozoa; Scleractinia; Pocilloporidae.
AUGAACGGCACGGAUACACUGGUGAUAAAUACCACAAAUGAGGCACCAUCGACUUUAAAACACCGAGAACUGCCCGAGUUAAUUUUAAAAGUUUACUUGACAAGAGGAAUAAUCGCCAUACCCAUGGCGUUGAUUACAUCUUUCUCGAAUGGUCUUGUAAUGUUUCUGUUUCUGACGGAUCCAAAGAGAUGUCUUCGUUCUUCUCCGAGCUGUCUUCUUGUUGCGAGUCUGGCUCUAGUAGACUUCAUGGUGGGAGGCUUCCUGGAACCCACUGAUGCCUACUACAGCCUUGCCAUAGCUUUUGGACGGCAGCACUCCAUAGGAAGAAAAGACUUGCAAAGCGCUGCAGCUUAUUUUCUCCUCUGCUCAAUGCUUCUACUUUUGCUGAUAACGUUUGAUCGUUACACGGCGAUAUCUCGUCCCAUUCAUUACCCUCACAGAAUCACCAAAAGGAGAGUCUGCAUAAGCGUGGUGAUGGUAUGGAUCUACUGCGCCCUGCUAAUCAUUGGUAUAAGACAGUGGGGCGAAAAGUUCAGGAAUGAAAUUUUCUGUGUUCAUGUCGAUGUAGUCGUGUUGGUUAUAACGGUGCUUUUCUGUAACAUUGUGUACUUGCUGCGUAAGCAGACGAGUAGCUUAAAAAGAUUUAGCAGGUCCUCGGAUGACAUCUUCGUCGUUCGAGCCUCAGAACGCGAGCGUAAAAUAACCAUGACACUAUUACUCAUGCUUGUGAUAUUCCUUGUAUGUACUAUGCCCUGGUUUAUCAUGAUGCAGAUUUUUGACUAUUGUGAUAUUUGCAAAAAGAAUUGGUGGAUCAUGAAGUUGCUGUUUAUUUUGUUCCAAGCUAACUGCGCUUUCAAUCCGUUCUUGUGUACACUGCGGAUGCCUCCUUACAAGACAAGUGUAAAGUUGGCCCUAUUGCGUUUCGAAUUUUUUCGUCGCUGCUUCAGGUCAACUUGUCCCGCAAGGCAAGAAUAUCAGCUUCAAAGGCGAGACGCCAACUGCAGAAACCGAGGGGGCAGAAAAGGAAGACUGGCUUCCAGUUCAAGUUUUGUUUUACCGAAAGCGUUUUAA